ACAAUUUGUUUUAGUGCCCUGGUCGUAUCGCUAUUCAUCAUGGAUGUAAAUCAGUUGGAAAGUUUGAUGCGAAAUCUAGUGAUAAAAGAAACACGCACCAACAGCUUGGAUCUGUUGGAGAGCAAACUUGCCGAUGUUGACCAGGAGGUUUACGAAGUAAUGCUGCGGUCGGCAAGUUUGUUCCAAUUUCUCGCUGAUGCAAGCAACGAUCAGUUCAACAUUGCGGCCAGAAUCAUCUACGACAAAGCACUAGAGUUCUUUCCGAAUGGGUCCAUCGUGGUCGAUCAGUUCAUUGAACGAUGUCUGACCCAUCCGAAGAACAACGUCAAGCAGUUCGGUUUGCGUGGUGCCGCCACCAUGGUGGACGAGUCGGUAGGAUUGUCGCUAAACAAUAUACAGCUGCUUAUUCAGCACUGCCUACCGAUGAAGGAAGUAUUCGUCAAAACAUUGUUAGAUAUGCUGAUCAAAACAUUGCCCGGGGUCUUCACGGAGGUCGGUGUGCAAGAGCAACUGCAGAAAGUGCUCGAAUGCAAUGAAACGAUCCGCUGCCGGGUGUAUGAGGUAGUCUGCACCAUCCUCGAGAAACGACCGGACUUGCUCAGCGCGGCUGAUCCCACCCUAAAACGUGCAUUGGCAGAUUUGGACACGGAUGACGUUCUGCUGCAGACCAGUGUGCUUCCCAUUCUCACGCAGCUGCUGGCCACACAGGAAGGGUUCGCCUAUGUCGAGUCGGUGGAUCUGUUUCGGAAGGUAUACGUAAACUUCGUUACCGUCGAAGUCAACCCGUACGUCCGUUUCGUGCUGCCCAAUGCAUUGAAGUUUUAUGCAAACGCAGCCUUGGUGCAACCGGCAUUGUUUCUUUCGCGUUAUCCCGAAGCACUCGACUUUAUCUUCGACAAGGCGGCCACUGGAGAUCCGAUGCUGAUGGCGGUUGCUUACGAGUGCUUGGGCAUUGUGGGUAAAACGAAUGAAGGAAAAAUAUUUCUGAGCGAACAUCAGAGACAUAAAAUGGACGCCGUUUUGAAGGAGUUGCCGAACAUUUUGCAUACCACCACGGAAGCGUUCAAAGUUCGUUUUAUUGACUGUCUCAUAAAUCUGUUCUCCGUGGAAAGUGAACCAAUCGAUAAUCGGAUCUCAAGCAUCACCCAAAAAUGGUACGAAACCAUGACGGAGCGCGAGGACUUGGAAAUGGUACAGGAGCUGUUCAAGGUUCCCUUCCCGGACAUAAAGAUGGCCGCGCUGAGACUGUUGUCUGUCAUCGUGGACUAUCGUUGGGGUCAGCUUUUCUUCCAGAAUACGGCCUGUUUCGGGGAGAUACUGCUGAAUCGUUCGUUGGACGUCGACGUGAAUGUGACGCAGUACAAGUACGAUGUGAUAAAGAAGCUUUCGGAGUCGACCACGCUGGACAGCUUCGUGUGCGAUACAUUGAAACGGUAUGUGUCGGAGGGCGCUUUCUAUCGCAAAGCGAACGUUGAGGUGGUCAUCGAAGGCGGGCAGUGAGAGGCGUUUUCAUUUAAUAUUCUUUAUUUAAUUUUCCAACUGUAUGGAAUUGGAUAUGUUUUGAAGGAAAUAAACUUUAAUAUAAGUUCUACG
Molecule: messenger RNA, 1593 nt
Organism: Anopheles coustani
Lineage: Eukaryota; Metazoa; Arthropoda; Insecta; Diptera; Culicidae
Product: 26S proteasome non-ATPase regulatory subunit 5
Exons: 4
Coding region: 40-1500 (486 amino acids)
Biological process (GO): proteasome assembly
Cellular component (GO): cytosol
Source: RefSeq, a predicted model, not a curated record